AUGAGCGGCGCGGCGCGGGCGGGCCCGGCCCGGCUCGCCGCGCUCGCCCUGCUGACCUGCAGCCUGUGGCCGGCGCGGGCGGACAACGCGAGCCAGGAGUACUACACGGCGCUCAUCAACGUGACGGUGCAGGAGCCCGGCCGCGGCGCCCCGCUCACGUUCCGCAUCGACCGCGGGCGCUACGGGCUCGACUCGCCCAAGGCCGAGGUCCGCGGUCAGGUGCUGGCGCCGCUGCCCAUCCACGGAGUUGCUGAUCAUCUGGGCUGUGAUCCUCAAACACGAUUCUCUGUCCCUCCUAAUAUCAAACAGUGGAUUGCUUUGUUGCAAAGAGGAAAUUGCACCUUCAAAGAGAAAAUAUCACGGGCUGCUUUCCACAAUGCAGUUGCUGUAGUCAUCUACAAUAAUAAAUCCAAAGAGGAGCCAGUCACCAUGACUCACCCAGGCACUGGAGAUAUUAUUGCUGUCAUGAUAACAGAAUUGAGGGGUAAGGAUAUUUUGAGUUAUCUGGAGAAAAACAUCUCUGUACAAAUGACAAUAGCUGUUGGAACUCGAAUGCCGCCAAAGAACUUCAGCCGUGGCUCUCUGGUCUUCGUGUCAAUAUCCUUUAUUGUUUUGAUGAUUAUUUCUUCAGCAUGGCUCAUAUUCUACUUCAUUCAGAAGAUCAGGUACACAAAUGCUCGAGACAGGAACCAGCGUCGUCUUGGAGACGCAGCCAAGAAAGCCAUCAGUAAAUUGACAACCAGAACAGUCAAAAAGGGUGAUAAGGAAACAGACCCAGACUUUGAUCAUUGUGCAGUCUGCAUAGAGAGCUAUAAACAGAAUGAUGUUGUUCGAAUUCUCCCCUGCAAGCAUGUUUUCCACAAAUCCUGUGUGGAUCCCUGGCUUAGUGAACAUUGUACCUGUCCCAUGUGCAAACUUAAUAUUUUGAAGGCCCUAGGGAUUGUGCCAAAUCUACCAUGUACUGAUAAUGUAGCAUUUGAUAUGGAAAGGCUUACCAGAACCCAAGCAGUUAACCGAAGAUCAGCUCUAGGUGACCUUGCCAGCGACAAUUCCCUUGGUCUUGAGCCACUGCGAAUUUCGGGGAUUUCACCUCUUCCUCAGGAUGGAGAACUCACUCCCAGAACAGGAGAAAUCAACAUUGCAGUAACAAGUGGUCACUUCUUUCAUCGAACCUCCUUGUCGCCUCAUAGUUUGGCGUAUGAAAGUGAAUUCUCCACAAUCGAACCUUCUUUGGACAUGUAUGAUGAGAACAAAACCUGAUUUUUUGAAUAUGGGUUGUUGGGGGUCACUUCUUUUGUGAUUUGGUUUACAAUGACCUUUCGUAUUCUGUAUUUUGUCAGCGUCCAUCUUGGAAUAAUGACAGCACUUCCAAGCACAGGUUGGGGUUCAGGGUUGACAUACAGACUUCCUCCAAGGCAAGGCUUUAAGGACAGUGUUAUUGCCCAGGGGAGCCUCAUGCUAUAGAGUAUCCACCCAAGCUGGCCACUGAACAUAGGCACCUGAUAAGCCUAUUUCCAGAAAAGAAAAAAAAAAGAUGGGGGCUAAGGGUUAAUGAUGCAUUGAAAAUAUGUCCGUGUCCCUGAGUAGUCACAAGUAAUUUUGUGUCAGGGUGACAUUGGGUUUUUAAAAAUACUUUAUGUGAUUCUCACAAAUGCAUACUAAAGCCCACAGGUGACGCUACCAACUGGUGCAGAGCACAAGUGGCAGCUCUUUGGCUUGCUUAAUUUUGUCCGUUUUUUCCUACUGUACAUCUUGGUAAAGGGCCUCUUUCUAUAGGAAGUAGAAAGCCCUGCCUGUUGUACCUUCUCUGAAACUAGUUCCCUCCAGAGCUCUACCUAGGGCCAGAGUCUGUGCAUGAUAUGGGCAGCCAUCUGCUUUGUCAUUUCCCAGCAUCCAUGUUGAGCGUGACAUAAGGUGGCAACUAUUUAUGUAGCUGUUAAAUACCAAUAUCUGCCCUGUCUACGCAGCCUGUGGUGUGUAUAUGGAGAGGUGGUACCCAGGAGCCUUGCCUAGCCAUGCCUCCGGGCACACUGACCCAUGGGGUCACAGUUAGUGGUUGUCAACACCAGAAUGGUUUCAAAUGUUUUAUUGUAAAGAUGAAAAUAACAUUCUGCUGCUAAAUUCUCUGUGGAGACUCUCUUCCGCCUUCAUUGUGCACUCAGGCUCCUCCCAGUAGCCUCCAUGCCAGCACGAAGAUGCACCAGAACACUGGCCAUCAGGCUUACAGAAAAGGACACCAUGUCUUCCCCCACACACCCAGGAUGGCAUCAAGUUAACAUGGUGAGAAAAGUGUGACCUACGAGCUAUCCCCACACCACAGCAAGAGGAGCAACCGAGACAAAUCACAGCCUUUCUACAAGCAGUCAUGCCAUAGAUCAGUGUGCCUCUCUCUCGGGCCUGAGCUGGUUAAGUCUGGGGACACCGCAGGCUCAGGUUUCGCAAAUGCAGCCUCAGUGCCCACACGCCUGGCUGUACCAGCUGACCAGGCAAGCGUGGGGAUCCCCUGCCCAGUUACUUUUGUUGGCUCUGAAAAACAUCAGGUUAAAAUGGACAAGAACCGUCUUCUCCUCUGUUAACAGCAUCUUUUCUUGUAAUGUGUCACUAAGAUGCUGCAGAGAAUCUGGGCGGUGAUAGGCUAUAGGAUGGUAGUGAGUGAGCAGGAGCAUUUGUUUUUGUUUUCGUAAUAGGAGGCUGGAACAGGGCAGAUCUUUCAAGUCUUAACCACCUUUGCUUUUUAUUGCUUACCAAGGGCUUUUGUUUCUUUCUUUUUAUAGUCUUUGUACUAUAAAAAUAUUUUUGAUAAACAGUUUCAAUACAACAUUGUUCUGAACGACAGGUUCUCGUCAAGAGAACAUGUGUCAGUCAGGAGGUCAGCCCUCAGCUCCCUGGGACUUUAAAGGCCCCUGAAACGUGUUUAGCUUGGCUCACCAGGCAGAUAUGAUAGCUCUGUUCUAGUUAAUGUCAUGCUGUCCAUAGUCCACCGUUGCUUUCCCCAAACCAAAACUGAGAUCAACAUAACAUUUUCUUCUGAUUCCUACAGUCCUUCACAGGCACACACAUUUAACUCUACUCUAGAAAGCGUCUACUAAGGGAAUGAAAUAGUUUGAGAAAUUUUUUUUUUUUUUGAGUCUUCUAAAAUUUACCAAUACAGUUUGAAUUUCUGGGAAAUCUGGGGCACAUGUUUACUGAAGGAACAGCCAAGGAAGAACUUCUUAUGAGGGAAUUUACUCAGAAUAGUGCUUCAGAUCCCAGUGUGACCCCCUUUCCCUGAAAAUCAGGGCCACUUUCCAACUCAGCUACAGAAUGUCCUAUCUUCCUCAGGAGAGACACUAACUUCUUCAUGGAGGUUGCAUGCUUCAGGAGUGAGAGGAUACCAUUUUUAUCACACCAGAAACUGCUAUGGGAACUCCCUGCAGAGCCACCUGGCAGACCUAAGUGAAGAACCAUUUCUGGCAUGCAAAGGGUGCCCAUGGAGCACGGUCUAUAGCAAUUGACUCUAUCAGCUGGGGAAUGGGCUGCAACAGUUAAAUUGUCAAGGCUCAAGCUUAGGCAGCCUUUACCUCCCCGAGGGAGAAACUGCUCUCAACCUGUUACUUCAAGAAGGGAGAACUGACUGGCCUGGACAUCCAGGUAUAAGGUCCCUGGUAGUGGUGAGUAUGUCUGUCCAGGGUAAUGACCUUUGCUGCCCUCUCGGAAAGACCAUGUUCCUGGCUCCCCAGAAAAUGGCAAUAGCAUCAGCUGCCAAAAGGUGUGGUUGAAAAGGCAUUAAAGAAAAGAGUGGCUUUGUUGUGCAGUAGAUAGCUCACUGGACUUCUAGUGACAAACAAAAGAUUUCAGAAUUUUACUAAUGGACAUAUCUGGUGGGCUUUAUAAGUCCUCCUACUUUAAUCACCCCUAACCUCCAAUGCUGUCCUUGUCUAUAUGCUAAAUGACAACUGGUUUUAACUGAAGAAAACUCUGCAUAAUCUUUGGUGUUAGCCUCUGCUGUCUGGAUAGUUACUAUGUGACAGGAAAUCAAGGUGAUGCUCAUGACUGCUCAUAACUGUCAAGAAACUAAAAUGGCCAAGUGUGGUGGCACAUGUCUUUAAUCCCAGCACUUGGGAGGCGCAGAUAGGAGGAUCAGUGUGAGUUUAAGGCCAGCCUGAGGCUACAAAGUGAAUUCCAGGUCAGCCUGGGCUAGUGUGAGACCCUACCUCCAAAAAUCAAAAAAGGAAGGAAGAAAGGAAGAAAGGAGGAAGGAAAGAGAGAAAGAAAGGAGGAAAGAAAGAAAAAUGCCAAAUUUAACACUGCAGCAUUAUUUAGAAGGACAAGUAGGACUGUAGAGUUAGUUUUAUCUACAGACCUUUAUUGAGUUCUCACUGUGUGCCAAGCUCAGAUGUUUGAAAUUUAGGUGAAUCUUGGGGGGCUGGGGAUAUAUCUCAGUGACAGAGUGUAUUUUUAGCAUGUAAGAUCCCAGAGUUCAACCCUCAGGAUAGAAAAGAAAAAAAAGUUUGUCUGUUCUAGAAAACUGGCACAUUAGCAACCAAGCAAAUGCAAGGAGUCUGUCUUAAGAAGGAGGGUUCCCAAGGCACAGGUGGAGGGGAGUGCAUUGCAGCCUGCCAAGGCUUGAAAGAAGGGGUAGGGCUAUGGAAGCCCCUCUGAGUCCCAUGUUGUACUUCUGCUUCUGUGGAGGGAAGGCUGUGCGUGGGGAUGGCCAGGCUCCAGUCUUCUUCUUGGAAAAAUUCAUUGAGCUACAGGAUGUGUGGAGGCAGACAGGCCCUGCAGUGGAACUGGAAUGCUGGGAUCUGGAUGGAGCCAAGGUGUGCCAUUUGACAGAUUCCAGACCAGCUGACUAAAUGUAGGAAAGCAAGUAAGGUGGAAGUGGAAGCCAGGCCUCUCAUCUUGGUUGACAGGGUAAGGAUCAAUGGGUCCCAGGGAGAACCCAUAUAACCCAGCCCUAUGAAAGUGCUCUCCAUGUGAUAACAAUCCCUGUGCAGCUCUAAAUCGUCCCCUCCCACUGCCCCACAGUGAGGUAUGUACCUGAGGCGCAUAUACUCAGCCUGGCUAGAAGUGGCCCUCAGUGGAGAUGUUGGUGGCAGCCAGAGCAGGGCUGCAGUUGCCCAGAAACAGAAACCAGGCUAGCCACUAUUGCCGAGGGGAUAUUGACCUGUAAGGCCGGGACUUUAGAGGCUACUAGUGGCAGCUAACUUGGAAAACUCAUUAAGCAUAAUUUCCCUAUUCAAAAGGGUAGACCUGCUGGCUCUUGUUCUCCAGUAUUCAGAGCAGGAGCUUAAUAUGGUUAAACUCCAUUUUUGCUGUCAUUCUGAGGGAGUGUAGGGAGAUAAGAAUAAAGGAUCAUUAUCACAGGGAUGACUGUCCUGAUAUCCACAGCUUAAAAUAAGUGCCUUCCUUCCAGAUCUAGUGAGGGCAGUUGGAGUCUUGUCUUUUGUUUUGGCCUUGUGGGUACGUCAUUCCAAAGCUUUGACACACCCCCUUAUUAACACAUCUGGAAAAGGGUGAGCUCAUAAUAAUUUUGGAUAUAGCUAAGAUCCCUGUCAAAGGACUGGGAAUAUGCCUUGUGACAUCAGAGAAAGGCCAGGAAGGAGUCAUAUAGCCGCCUGCAACUGCAGGAGGGAACUUUGCUUGCCUGGCUUUCUCACAGGCAUUAAGGGUAAAGCAAAGCAAGCCCUGAGCCUAUGCUGACACCAUGUCCCUGGCCGGCUGGCGUCUUAUCUUCUGUAGCACCGCAUUUCCAGGCCACACCAGCCUCCUGGAGCUUGGGGGAGGUGGUCCAAGGUUAGGGAACAGGAGGCCACUUGUAAAACGUGGAGUGCUGGCAGAGUUGGGAGGUUUCCCUCUUCCUUGUAGAAAUCUUAAUGAUCUCAGCAAACUUCCCUUUGAUGAAGACAUGUCAGCAGGCCUGAAAUAAAAGUAGCCACCUAAGUUUUCCAUAAAUGUGACCUACUAGCAUGCAGUGCCUGUGCAGCAGAAGGGAACCAUCUGUUCCGGAAAGAAUGAUACUUCUGCAUCCAAAACAUGGUUCUGGACCCUGUAGGCCACCCAGCCCAUCACCCAGCUUUUCCUCCUUGGAGCUCAUCCUAGGUUCAAGCCAUUUCUUCUGUUUCCUUCACUCUGACCUGGGAAAGAAUAAAGACACUUUCUGAGAAAAGCACAGAAACACCUUUGAACUUUAUGCAACUUGCAUAUUGAACUUUCAAGAGGAUUCAUUGCUGCUGGAGGAGUUCAGGCCUCUGCUCUGGACACUCUUAUGUUCCUCCUAUUAACUCUUCCAUAUGCACACACACAGAAGACAGGGACUUGAGGUGGUAUACACUCCACUUUGCAGCCUAAAAGGAUGGUUUUUCUUAGAAGUGGCAAUCCCUGGGAAGCACUGGUGGAAGCCCAGAGCUGACGAUGUGGAAGAAGUCCAGAGUUGGGAGUUGUCAUCAGCACUUUUCUCUGUGCUGCGUGACUCUCAAUCCCCUCAGCUUCCAGGGUCCCCAGAGCAUCCAACACUGAGCUAACAUGGCUCAUUUCUUACUAGUCCCCUCAAGUCCACAUGCUGACUGAAUGCAUGCAUGGAGAAGAGACAUGCUGGCCACCUGUAAGGUUGCCUUGGCUUUCACCAGAUACUCCUGUUGAUAACCAUUGCCAAUUUCUACCCAACUCUUUUCACAAGCAGUCAAUAGUUCAGAGUUGCCCAUGGUUGUUCUGAGCAACUUUUACAAACUUAACAUAACAGAAUUCUAACUUGCUUUUGGAAUUUCCUUCACUCAUAAUUAAGCUCAAGUGUAUUUAGGAUAUUAAAGGGCUUUUCUAAUAACGGGAAGAUAUUUAACAAAAAUAGUUAUUCUUAAAAAGGUGGGAAGGCCAUGAUGGAACUUCCCAACUAUCUGUAAGCUUCAAAUAAAUUCCCUUCCUCCUAUUUAAAAAAAAAAAAAAAAGGUGGGAAGGUGCCCGCCCCGCCCCGCGAGGAGGCCCACCCU
Molecule: messenger RNA, 6965 nt
Organism: Jaculus jaculus (lesser Egyptian jerboa)
Lineage: Eukaryota; Metazoa; Chordata; Mammalia; Rodentia; Dipodidae
Gene: Rnf130
Product: ring finger protein 130
Exons: 8
Coding region: 1-1260 (419 amino acids)
Source: RefSeq, a predicted model, not a curated record